Molecule: messenger RNA, 2921 nt
Organism: Vidua chalybeata
Lineage: Eukaryota; Metazoa; Chordata; Aves; Passeriformes; Viduidae
Product: interferon-like
Exons: 1
Coding region: 9-581 (190 amino acids)
Biological process (GO): defense response; positive regulation of peptidyl-serine phosphorylation of STAT protein; B cell proliferation
Cellular component (GO): extracellular region
Molecular function (GO): type I interferon receptor binding; cytokine activity
Source: RefSeq, a predicted model, not a curated record
GAACCAGCAUGGCUGCGCCCACAGCCACACAGCCGCGGCUGCCGCACGCCGCCCCGCCGCUCCUGCUCCUGCUCACCGCUCUGGCCACCAGCCUCGCCUGCCAACACCUCUGGACGCACGACGACACCUUCCCCGGCGACGCGCUCCGCCUCCUCCAGGACACGGCUCCCAGCCACACACAGCCCUGCCACCUCCAAGAGCCGCCCUUCUUCCCCGACACCCUCCUCCACGACAACCUCCACCCGCACCAAGCCGCCGCCACCGCCCUACGCAUCCUCCAGCACCUCUUCCACACCCUCAGCUCCAACAGCACCCGCCAGCACUGGCCCAGCCACGCUCGCAACCAACUCCUCAACAAACUGCAGCACCACAUCCACCACCUCGAGCAAUGCCUCCCCGACAACGCCCUGCUCUUCAAAGGACCGCGCAACCCGCUGCUCGCCAUCAACAAGUACUUCAGGGACAUCCACCUCUUCCUCCUCGCCCACAACCACAGCGCCUGCGCCUGGGACCACGUCCGCCUCGAAGCUCGUGCCUCUCUACGACACCUCCACAACCUCACACGCACCAUGCGCCGCUAGCGCAAACACCCACGCUCCAACCCACGCCUACCGCCCAAACCCACCUCCAACCCCACGCCUCCUCUCACCUGGCACCGCAGACAGGGCUGCAACAACCGCUCCGCACCCGCAGCCUUCAACCCCCGCGUCUCCAUUUUCGUUCAGCCUCUCCCAUUGAUGUGGACAAAGGACCUUCCCCACUUCUGUAUAGACUUAUUUAUUUAUUUAUUUAUUUAUUUAUCUAGCUAUUUAUUGGCGUAUUUAUUUUUCUACUUAUUCACUUGUUUAUGACACUGAAAAUAAAGACCUAUGACAAAACACUUGCCACUGCCUCUCCUCUCUCUAGCACUGCAACCAGCCUUUGGGCCAGGCAAAAGCCAGCCUCACCCAACACCUACUCCAAGACUCCCUCCAAACAGCCCCUGCCCACUCUUCUCAAUGGCGCCUGACCAAGCAAGAUCCUGCAGCACAGCCUUUGCAAAAACACUGCCAGCCUUUGGCCACCACCACAGAAUCCCAAAAAGAAAAACACGCUAAGGCUGGAGAGCACCGCUGCACCUCAUCUGCUUUAUCCACAUCCUGCUCCAGCCAUCCAAUCCAGGCCUCUCUCCCUCACAGACAAGGAUCUCCUGCGGGACACGGCCAAGCACUUUGCACGAGUCCCGGCACACGAGCUCACUCACUCUGCCCCUAUCCACCACCGCUCUGUAGCCCUAACCACAGAAAAGCACCAGAACUGCCAGGAAUGGCCAUCUUCCUCUUUGCAAUGCCAUGCUCCCUGUUACCAAUCACCUCUUUGUUUUCCAGAGGCCUUCUUAGAGUUUUUCUGUCCCGGAGAAGCAGCCUCAUCGUCUUGCCUGGAACGAAGCUCAGAUUGACUGCCCUGUGCUUCCCACACUCUUCUGCUUUUCCCGUUGUAAAAACAGCCCUUCCCUUUCCCUUCUUCCACUUAGCGGGGGGGGGAUUUCAACUGGCAGACACCAAUGCUCUAAAAUGAUCCAUCCUGGCCCAGCAACUCCAUCUGGCCCUACUCUCAGGACUCACAGAUCAAUCUCAUCAGGUCCCACGCAAUUCCACAUAAUCACGUUCCCUAGACCUCAAAUCUCAAACCUCAUCCAAACCUGCGGAGGCCGUGGCCCUUCAUUCUUCACCUAGGCCUCCCAGCAUUUGCCCAUCUCGACCCGGGCACUGUGCCGGGAGAUUACUAACACACAGGGAUACAAAGGCAGCUCGCCUCCGCAGCCUCUCUUUCACCCAAAAGUCUAGAACUUUCAAAUCCCACCAUCCGCUCCUAGCAAUAAUAAUCCCAGCAUUUCUCCACGAGGCCAGAGCGAUCAUCCCCUUGGCACAUCUUCGCACACCCCAGAAUUCCUCUUCAGCGUGCCGCAGAUUUUCUCCCUUUUUGGAAAGGCAUCUGAAACUACUGGCCAAGCUACGCUACUCCAGCCAAAGAAACCCAUCGCCCGCAGCCUUUCUCACAAGUCACCUCCUCUGGACCCCUGUGCAUCUUCAGAGACAUCACCUCCAAGAACCCCACACCUCUCAGGGAAUUCAGGAGCCCUGAACAGGACACACGCUUCCAGGCAAGGGCUCCAGCAAUCCCAAAGCACAACACCACCUUCUUUCACGGGGGACAGUCCUCCUUUGCCCUCUGGCUGCCUCAGCCAUGGCACCAAGCGCAAGAGUAACAGCAAAAGCUUUCCCUUUCUCCGACUUCUUCGCUCAGCCUUUCUUGCCUGCCUUGUGGCUCCCUCCAGCCAGACAUAACCGGUGGAGCGCCUCCUUGCAAGGACACACUCAGGCCUCCAAGGCCCACGUGCACAGACAGCCCCUUGAAGCCUGCCGCUGCCUCUGGGCAUUUACCGCAGGAGGGAAAACGCCAGCCCUCGCCCGCUGACAUCACCGCACAUCCCUUGCAACCACAAAAGGAAAACAGUGGCCAAGAUGAAAAUAAAGGCAAGCCUCAAAGUGAAAGGAAAAGUGACCACAGCCACCACCAGGGCUUUGCAGGUGGAAACGAUGCUCGGGCCCAAACAGAGACUCAGUUGCACAGCACAGACCUUGCAGCUGGCUCGGCAAGCGAAAGGGAACACCCGACAGCCCUCUCCAACGCACCUGAGCCCGACGCCUCUGGCCCAGAGCUUUCACAGCCCCUUUCACCCACCACUGCCACUCUCCGCCGGCGCACCGCUGCCACCACAAUCCCCAACCACGGCCACCCCCACAAAACACUGCCCCGAGACCACCAGCACAGCCACCAGCACAGACUGGAAAGCACGGCAGGAAACUCCCAGCAAGCAGAAAGCGAUGAAGGGAAAGCUCCUGCCAUACAAAGCCGUGCACCCGCCAGCGCCCCGAGCA